GUACACCUAACUAAAACUAAUGCAGUCUAAUACAACAGUCAGUAACUCCUGUUCAGUUUCAGUUGCAACUGUUUCAGAGACGUGUUGAUUCAUAUCAUCAGUUUGGAGGCUGCAGUUUGUGUGUUUUGGUUACAUCGCCCUCACACAUUUCAGCCUGUACCGGGAGGGAAGAAAGGCUCCAUCUUGACCCGGUUAGACUAUGUAGGAAAAGGUCAGAGGUCACGUGUCCAGAAGUGGUCUUCAGAAAUCAUUCAGUGUGUCAGUGCGCAGGUCGAGGGAGGUCAAGGAACCAUCUCUGCACCACUUGGCAGUUAAAGCCACACUGAGAAGGAUGGAAAAAGCUUGUGCGUGCACUCUCUGCUGGCUGUAGAGCUCCAGAGCGCCAUCAUGAGAUGGAGGGAAGUUCUUACAUUUCAAACAUGAUUUCCAGAUAGAGAUCGUCCAUGAGGUGCAACAAGUCAAACUUCACGUCCUCUGCAUCUCACACUGUGAAAUCAUCUGCUUCAGUUCACAGAUCGCCGUGCAGUUUCACCUCCAGAUGUUAUGGUUUCCAUCACCUGGAUAAACUGUCGGUCUGAUCAUCCAUUCAUCAGGUCUCAGCUGUCAACUUGAGCUAUUCCAGUCUCUCCAUGUACUCCUCAAGCAACUGGAGACGUACAGACGGGGGUCCACCAGUCCACCCCAGUGUGGGAAUCACUGCUGUGAACAAUCAGGAAAUGAUGACAAAGACUUCCACUUGGAGGAGGAGGAGGAGGAGGAGGAGGAGGAGGAGGAAGAGCUUGUUCAGAUCACUGCAGGCUUUAGUUGGAGCGUUGGAUGGUGGAGCGGUGAGACGCUGUGGACGGCAGCUGAUGGAGCAGAGCUACGGGGAGGUGAACCAGCUCGGCGGGGUGUUCGUUAACGGCCGGCCGCUCCCGAACGCGGUGCGGCUGCGGAUCGUGGAGCUGGCGCAGCUCGGGAUGCGGCCCUGCGACAUCAGCCGCCAGCUGCUGGUCUCCCACGGCUGCGUGUCCAAGAUCCUGACCCGCUACAACGACACCGGCUCCAUCCUGCCCGGAGCCAUCGGCGGCAGCAAGCCCCGGGUCACCACCCCCGCCGUGGUCAAGAGCAUCCGGGACUACAAGCAAGACGACCCGGGCAUCUUCGCCUGGGAGAUCCGGGACCGGCUUCUGUCGGACGGGGUGUGCGACAAGUACAACGUGCCGUCUGUGAGCUCCAUCAGCCGGAUUCUCAGGAAUAAAAUCGGGACUCUUUCGCAGCCGUAUGAGAGCAGCAAACCGGGCCCGGCUCAGCUCCACUACGGACACGUGUACCCGUACUCCUCCUACACCGGGCCCGCAGUGGCCCCCGGGACCGGCAGCGGCCCCGCCGGACACCACGGCCUGCCGCGGAGCUGGCACGACAUCGUGGGCAUCCGAGCCUUCGUGGACCCGGCAGCACUGUCCGGAUCUGACGGACACGCAGCCAAGAUGGAGGACUGGACCAGCAUGAGACCGUUUCCCUCUGCAGUCAGUGGAGUGGAGAAAACCACCACCGAGCCAGACCUCAAAUACCUGCAGCAGUCUUCGUCCAGUCUGCCUGGUUAUGUCUCAGCUUGUGCGUAUUCUCCACCGAACCAGUACGGCGUGUACGGAGGUCCAGCAGCCAACUACAUGAGCACUGGCCACCACUGGCAGCCCCAGUCCUCCAGUCUCGCUGCCAGUUUGACUCAGGCUCAUCCCGGCCCUGCAGCACCACCGGAGGCUGCUGAUUUGCACACUGCAACAUCUUUCAAACUUCCACAAAGAGACGAGGACAGGAAACCUCAGAGUCCUCCGUACAAACAUCAUCACACCGCUCACAGAUUGUCUUCAGGCUCGUGACGACACUGAGGAAACACAAAAAGAGAUGAUGAGACUUUAUUUCUGAGGAGAGUCGUGACAAAGUGAUUUUUUACUGCUCCAGACCAGACCAGAAGACCGGAAGGACAAAUGUCCUCUGACUGUAACAACUCAUCUAUGAUCAACUGCUUUCAGGACUUUAUUUAGAGAUUUAUUACAGUUCCCAGGAUGAGCAGCAUACAGACAUGCAGUGAAGGAAAAAUACACCAAGUGCACCCAGAAAUGUAAAGUAAAAGUAAACAACAAAACGGAGUCUGUUUUAUUUCCCUUUUCACCCCGAACAGAAAUAAUGUGUAUCAGCUAACACAGUCUUAAAGGUAUAAUUCAACAUUUUCAAGAGUUAGAUGAGAAGAUUGAUACCACUCUCAUGUCUGUCUGUUUCAGCUAGCAGCCGCUUAGCUUAGCAUAAAGACUGGAAACAAGGGGAAACAGCUAGCCUUGCUCUGUCCAAAGGCAUCAAAAUCCACCUGCCAGCACCUUUAAAGCUCACUAACUAACACAUGUUUUCGAGGUGUGUGUCGGGCACAGUGUCUUCCUAGAGUCUUUGCUGUUUGCGUGGCAACUGCUCAGAUCCAAGAAACAGUCCAGCACAUAACCGCUCGUAAAACAGCAAAUUGUUGUUUUUAUACUUCAGUUUUUGUAUGGAUUAAGCAAACGAGAUAUAACGUGUUCAUUAGUGAGCUUUAGAGGAGCUGAGAGCCAGAUUUUGUUGAUGAUGAUGAUGAUCUUUUUCCCCGUUUCCAGUCUUUAUGCUAAACUAAGCUAACUGAUACUCACCACUCUCAUGUUAGUUUGAUAUACAAUCUUCUCAUCUAACUCUCUGCCAAAAGGCGAAUAAGCAUAUUUCCCAAUCUGUCGAACUAUUCGCUUUAAUCUCCAUCUUUUUCCAUAUUUUUGUCAUGAAAGGGAACGUUUAAAUUGGAGUUGUAUCGUCUUGUAAAAUAUAUUGGUAAAGCUACAAAUAUAUUUUUCUAUAAAUGUGCUUAAUAAAGACAUGCAAUAGAAAAAUGUA
Molecule: messenger RNA, 2892 nt
Organism: Siniperca chuatsi (mandarin fish)
Lineage: Eukaryota; Metazoa; Chordata; Actinopteri; Centrarchiformes; Sinipercidae
Gene: pax1b
Product: paired box 1b
Exons: 10
Coding region: 630-1862 (410 amino acids)
Biological process (GO): anatomical structure development; regulation of transcription by RNA polymerase II
Molecular function (GO): DNA-binding transcription factor activity, RNA polymerase II-specific; RNA polymerase II cis-regulatory region sequence-specific DNA binding
Source: RefSeq, a predicted model, not a curated record